UCAGCAUCCUAUCAAAGACGGAAUGGAUGGCGCUUGUCAGAGUUUGUAUCCGUGAACAAGAUAGCGCUUCUGCUGAAGCAGCUAUUCAUCUGAUGAAGCGGUCGGGGUUUCUUCCGCCUGAGGAAACUGUCAACAGUGUUCUCGAAUACUAUGCGAACAACGCCAAUAUUUCAGGUGUAGAGACUUUCAUUUCCAAAAUGUUAACAGGUACUCCUACGGAGAAACAACGGGAUUUGCAUGUCAAAGCUCACCUCAAAUCAACACCUUCUGGUACCAUCCCGGCCUCUGCGCUAUCUGUCAUUCACAGAUACGAAGAGCGGUCUCUGGAUGCUCCGAUCACAACAUACACCCGUGUCAUCACUUCAUUAUUUUCAUGUCACUCGUCUAUAGGAAACGCACAAGCGUGGGAUCUAUUUGUACAUAUGCGCUAUGUUGCGCACCCCACGCCCGAUGCUCUCUUGUACACGCUUAUGAUCCGUGCGUGC
This is a messenger RNA of Serpula lacrymans var. lacrymans S7.9, 485 nucleotides long. RefSeq lists its product as uncharacterized. Lineage: Eukaryota; Fungi; Basidiomycota; Agaricomycetes; Boletales; Serpulaceae. The annotation marks the transcript as partial. Gene Ontology annotation, molecular function: protein binding. The record is from RefSeq and is a predicted model, not a curated record. The transcript has 4 exons.